AUGCAUGUGUGCUGGCUGAAUUUAAGUUUUAUUUCCUUACUUUAGUGAUUCAUGGUAUGAUUCCUUGCACUGAUUUGUUUCCUCAAUAAUAAAUUCCACUCUGUUGCUUACCCUCCAAAAAACCCACCAGAUCUAGCUAUAAUAGUCUGAAACUAGGGUGUUUUUCUCUUGAUGUAGUAUAUUUAAUUGGAAAAAAAUUGGUACUGGAGACUUGCCAUUCAGUGUUUCUGCACAGCAUCUCAUUGGGAGCUGAUGUUUGGUUUCAUCUGAAUACUGAAUUUGUAGACUGAUUUGUUUCAAGUGUAUUAAUCAUUUCUUAUUUACGAAAAUAAAAUUUUAAACCCAAAUUAGUUAAUAUAUCUUGCCCUAUUGGAUGCUUGAAUGUAAAUAGUGGAGUUUUCAGAAGACCUGGGAGGACAACAGGCUGACCAUGAGCCAACAAUGUGCUUUGCAGCCAAGAGGACCAAUGCCAUCCUGGGGUGCAUGAAGAAGAGUGUGGCCAGCAGGUCCCUCUCUACUCUGCCCUGAUUAUGUCUCUGUGAAUGUCGAGGAUGAUGUUGAAGCACUGAUUAUUGACCACGGAGAAAAUGGACUGUCCACACAAAGCUGCAUGCCAAUGGAACAAAACUCUGAAGUAAACAAUGUUCACCAUGUGGCUCAACUUGCCUAUGGAAGCGAAGGCUUAUCAGUGCUGGCUGACCAAGUGGCAUCACAAAUGAGCCAUUCUGCAAAUAUGCAGCGGGGAAAUGGGCACAGCCCUGAAAAAAUGGAUUUUGUGUUUUCACAUAAUAAAAGAAAACGACUUGCCCCUCCUUUAGUGGGACAGAAUGUGAUGAGAACGAGGGAAGGAGAAUAUGAAGAUAGUGAUGGUGUAAUUUAUGAGUAUGAACCAGACUAUGAAUGUGGGAGUAUUGUAUCUGAAGCUUCCUACACUGAAGCCUCCUACAGUGGACAUCAGCAGAAAACUCUUAUGGAAGUCCUCAGUUAUUGCCAGGCCAUGUAUGAUGCAAUUCAGAAACUGGACAAAAAAUUUGACCUGCUUUAUCGGAAGGUCUCAGAAAUGCAGCGUACUCGUGUAAAGCCCCUGUUGCUCAAACCUAAACCAGUUGGAUUUACAUACAGAAGUUCCAGUCAUUUGCCUCAAGCAAAAAUAAGAGUGCAAAAAAGCAUGGAAAGGGAAUCAGGUCUUCUCCCUUCAUCAAGCCAGGGAAGGCAUAGCCCAGUCAUAAGGGUUGCUUUGCAGAAUGGGCAUCCUCAGGUCAAUUCCCCAAUGAAACAUGUUCCACAGAGCCUUCAGUUUGAAUUGCAGCAGCCUGUUCAUAGGCAGAGCCCACCACUUCCCACUAUAGUUUCUACACAUUCAUUACAUUCAUCAUACAGAGCAACAAAUGGGAUGCCUGACCUUUCUCCACGAUCAAAUCUUGUAGCCAGUGUUGUGGAAAGUACAGUCAAUGUUGCAUCUUCACCAGUGGCAUCAUCAUCGGCGCCAGCACCAUCUGAGACUGAUUUGGGAAAUAAGGCUGCGGUGGUGAACUACAGAAAUGCGUCUGGGGGUGUGAACAUCAGUAGAGAAAUACCAUCUUCAGCCUCCAUCAAUCCUAGCUUUGAGUUUGUUGGUGACCCAGUGAGAAAUGUAAAAGUUCUUGGCAACUAUUUGAUGAAGGCUCGGCAAAAGACGAAGCCAAAGUACGCAGCACGCUACUUAGUUCGUGUCUUGUUCCCCAAGGAGACCUUACUGUGCAGCAUUAUGGGAGUGAGUGCACGAGGGCGCAGGACAUUGGACCCAAACAAAACUGCUGCAGUAAGAGAAUUUCUUGCAACUAACUUUCCAAGCUAUGAUUUGACUGAGCACGGAAAAGACUGGAAAACCUGUAUCACAAAUGUCAAUGCUAUGAUCCGCUGUUUACGCUCUGAAACAAAAAUAAACCCAGAGGAAGCUGAAGGGAAAGAAAAAGUGUCUGAUGCUCCAGAUGCAUCUCAUUGUGUAGAUUUAAAUUAUAAUGAAGAUAGUGAAGGCAGUUCUCAAAACUCUCAGAAAAUUACCAGCUCCACAACUGACACAUUGCAGAAUUCAGGAUUGGAUAAGGUUCCAGAAACUUUCCACACACCUUCCGUCAAGAAACCACAGUCUUUGGAACCCAUGGAACAUCUUGGCAGUCCAUGGCGCAAUGUUCAGUUGCCUUUCUCAGUCAUUUAUGUAGCUAAGGGGAAGUCUCGGCCAGAGUUGUCAGCUCGCUACCUAAUUCGUCAUCUGUUCACUGAAGAUGUGCUGGUAAAAAGCAAUGUAUAUGGUAAUCUUGAACGUGGAAUGAGCCCACUGGACUUCAACAGAAUUAAUGCUCUCAGAGACUUUCUUCAAGAGAAUUAUCCAUCGUUUGAUCUAAAGGAAACUGGCUAUGAUUGGAAGGCGUGUGUGGCUGCCAUAAACAGCACAAUCCGCAGUCUCAGGCAUGACCAUAAAAAGGCUACGGUUGGAAUCCGCCGGAAAGUCUCGGCAGUGCCAUCAAGUGCAAAGAGUCUUCCACAGAGUCCCACUUCUGUGAAGCCAUUUGAAAGUGACACUAUCAAUCUCAUGGACUGAAGCUCUCUAACGUGUGUCUCAAAUCUUAAUUUAGCAGGUUUUUAGAAAUCACAUGUAGAAGCCUAUUAUAUUGAGUUGUCCUACUCUACUGAGUUGUCAGCAGCACUAAAUAGUAUUACUUCAUGAGAGCAAAGUUUGCAGAAGACUUGAGAACUGUAACUUCUUGUAUAAGUAGUCCUCACGUUCCUUGGAAAUUACUUCCACUGUUCCCUGUAGCAUUUGCAAUGUACUCACUCCUAAAAGCACUUUCUUGUGAUUCAUUGACUCUGAAUGAUUAAUCUGAGUACAAAAGAUGCACUGUGCAUCUAGUCAGCAGAAGCAGAUAGAAAUGUGGAGAGGAAAGAAUGGCCCUGCUUGGGCGGAGACUCAUAGCCAGCUAAACUGUCUCAUUAUGUGGGAGGACAAUCGGAUAUUUUAAGCCAUAAUAUCUAAUGUAGAAAGGAAAAAAACAAACCUGCAUGUAGCUAACUUGUUAUAUUUCUCACUUUUUUUUUUUUGCGUGCUGUAGCAGUCGUUGCUGUAGGAUAAGGCAAGAGGCAGACAAUAAUGUAAGUACAGUUAGUAAUGUUUUCUUUGCUCUGAAUUAGCUCUACAAAAGCACAAAAAAAAGCAUCCACAGCAAACAGUCCUUAUUAACUCCUCUGUCACUUGGAGGAAGAAGUUAUUGUCAAUGAUAAAUACUCAUGCCCUUGCUGUUCCUUUAUGUCCACACAACACUGACAUUUAGUAGUGCAAAUUUGGAAAAUUACGUGGAUGUUGAACUAAAAAAUAAAUAAAAAUUAAUAACUAAAUAUAUUCAAUUUCACAUCUCCCUCAGUUUCAUUUUAAGUUGAAGUUCAACAGCAGUAACUGUCAGAAGUUAAUGCCUUUUUUAUGUUGGGUGGGUUCUUUGUUGUUUGGGGCUUUUGGGGGGUUGUUUUGUUUUGCUUCGUUUUCAAAAGAGGAAGUAUUUGGUAUAUUUCCGUUACUUGUAUUUCCAGCAUCCGUCACACAGUCCUCUCACUUUUUCCGUGUUGGCUAACUGGCACGUUGUCGUGGUUUGACUCAGGAUAGGCAAUUAAAGCAGGGACAACAAUGCUUUUGAUCCCCUCCCCCUCCUACCCAGGUAGGGAAGGAGAGAAAGAAUAAGGAGAGAGAGAAUAAAGGAGAGAGACUUUCUGGAUUGAAAACUAAACUAGACAGCUUUAAUGAAAGACUAAUGAUAAAAGAAAAUAUGUACAAAUACAUACAAAUAGGUUCAGGAAUGUGCAAAACCCUAUCACUGCCCCCCGCCCCCAGCAACUCCCACAGCAUCUCCUGAGCUGUGAGCAGUCCCAAAACAUCCCAGAGCGCUGCUGGAGAGAGCGGCAGAGCAGACAGGAGCUGAGGGCAGAGUUAAUGACAGUCAGGAACACAAGUCCAGGGAUCAGUGGUGAUGGAUAGAUGGAGUCCUCCUUGGAUGCCGGCCAUGGAUGGAAAAGAAGGGGAGACAAAGCAGGAAGGAAAUUGUCUUCUGUGAUCUCUGACCUUAUACCGAGCUUAUGUAGAUACAUGGAACAGAAUACUUUGGUCAAUGUUGCUGUCCAUCUAGUCCACUCCUCCCUAAGGGAGAGUUGCAGAUAGGACUUUUCUGCUCCUUUAGCAUCUGAGGCCGCAGAGCAAAGUGACCUUGAUGUCUCAGCAGUAACAUAAACAGUCCAGCAUUAUCAGUCCACUAGCUGGAAAAAUUGUUACUAGUUAAAAGAGAGAUUGCUGAGGGAAACAAAAAAUCAAUAAAAGGAAAAUUGGCUUCAUCCUGGCUCAAACCAGGACACACGUGAACUUGCCUUACCACUUGCAUUAUGUCUGAGUGUAGAAAGAAGCUUCUGAGAAGACUGACACAGGGAACCAGUUUCAAAUCUGAAAGUUGAUGUAACUGUGGCUUGUAAAACUAUGCCUGUGUACAUAGCAGAAGAAGAUUUUUACUUAAUUUGUCUCCUCCAAGGCAAGGGUUUCACAGUUUGGUUUUUUUUGUUAGCAGUAGGAUAAAAUAGUGAAGUUACUUGUUCUCACUUUAACUUCUUUCCAUAGCAAACAAGCAGUGUUUAUUAUAUACAACAUAAGAUCAGUUUUUUUCUUGCAAGUUAGGAUACAAAGAGGUCUUAUCAGAUAUGAAACUAGUAAUGCAAGUUUUCCCUACCACCUCCUUUUGGAAGUCUUCUGUAGGUUUUAAGAAAUAGGCUGAAUUUCUGAUUUUUUUUAAUUUUUUUUUUACUACAAAUGUUUUACUGGAAACUUGGUUAUUCUGGUUUACUGCUAAUAAAUUCUGCUGUUACUGUUCUAAA
Apus apus (common swift) is the source of this 4884-nucleotide messenger RNA. RefSeq names its product BEN domain containing 2 (gene BEND2). Bases 611 to 2581 code for a protein of 656 amino acids. Gene Ontology annotation, molecular function: DNA binding. The transcript is spliced from 12 exons. The record is from RefSeq and is a predicted model, not a curated record. NCBI's taxonomy places the organism in Eukaryota, Metazoa, Chordata, Aves, Apodiformes, Apodidae.